AAACCGGAAGUCUAAACUAUAUACCAGCGACAACACAUUUCGCGUGUUUGUGUCGAACGUCUUUUAUUUUGGCUACAAAUUUGGCUUAAUUGACCUGGGGUGAAACGUAAAAAGAAUGACAACUGCUGCCCGGCCAACAUUUGAACCGGCUCGAGGUGGCCGUGGGAAAGGGGACAACGACCUUAGUUCUUUGUCCAAGCAAUAUUCCAGCCGAGAUCUACCAUCCCACAACAAGUUAAAAUACAGACAAGACGGUCAAGGAUCUAUUGAGGAGCUGAGAAACCGUGACUUCCGUAAAGACUUGGAAGACCGUGAACGUGCAGCCAGAGAGAAAAAAGACAGAGGCAGAGAAUCUGGAGGCAGCAGCAGUAGCAGCAGUAGUAAAAGGUUACGAUUGGAACCAGCUUCAAACUUGGAUGCAGAUGACCCUGUUGAUGACGAAGAUGAAGAAUCUGACAGUGAAGAUGAUGAUGAUACAAUGGAAUUGAUGGAAGAACUCAAGAAAAUUAAGAAAGAAAGAUUAGCAGAAGCUGCUAAACUGGAAGCUGAAAGGAAAGUAGAAGAAGAAAGAAUUCGUAAAGAAAAUAUUUUGAAAGGCAAUCCAUUACUGAACCAAGAAAAAAUAGAUUUCAAAGUGAAAAGACGGUGGGAUGAUGAUGUGGUGUUCAAAAACUGCGCCAAAGGAGGGGACGACAGGAAAGGCCGAGGUUUCAUUAACGAUACACUUCGCUCAGAGUUUCACAAAAAAUUCAUGGAAAAAUAUGUGAAAUAAGGAGACGGAACUUUCAAAAUGAUAAUUAUAAAAACAGGACAGAUGUCAAAAGUUAGACACAGUAGUCAUUGGGGAGAUUUUUAUCAUCGCUAUAUCAUGCUUAUGUCAUCAUUCAUAACUUCCCCCUUUUUAUUUUUUUCCCCUUUCUGUUUAUUUUUUCCACUGUUGGGAUUUUAACACUAUAGAGAAGCUGUCAGUCUAUGGAAAACUAUCAUAUUCCUCUUAGUCCCAUGUUGGUGUCAUAUCUGGAAUUAAAAAAAUUAAAAUUAAAAAAAUAAAUAAAUAAUUCAUGGAGGUUCGUGCAGAAAGGUGAGAAUUCAAACAGUGAUGUUUCUUUUCAAUCUUAAUAAGUUCUGGCAGAUUUCACCUGGGUAUCUGGUCGCUGUUGUUUUCCAUCAUCAGAGAACAUCUCUCUUUAGAUGAUGUAUGUUCAUAACCCACAUAGUGCAAAACAGCAAACUUCUUAUGUUAUUGACCCCCUUUCAUGGGAUCAUUGCUAACAUAUCAACCACAACCAUGUAAAUUUCUAAAAUAUAAUUAAAAAGUACAAUUAAUAAAAAUUCUUUCAUUCGUGCAUAUCAAUACUGCCUUUUAAUAAUUAAUAUUUAUAGAAAUCUAAUGAAAAGUACUUAAAGAAAUUGAUAAAGAUCAAUAAAAUACCAGACAUAUACUGAUAGAAUAUUUAAUAUAAAAUAUGUGUUUGUUGAAUACAAUUAUUACAUUAAUAUUUGGUUGGAAAUUAGAGCAGUGAGCUGGCAGAAUUGUUAGCACGCCGGGCAAAAUGCUUAACAGUAUUUUGUCCCUCUUUGCAUUCUGAGUUCAAAUUCUGCUGAGAUUGACUUUGCUUUUAAUCCUAUAGGUGUUGAUAAAUUAAGUAUCAGUUGAGCACUGGGGUCGAUGUAAUUGACUUGCCCCCUCCUCCGAAAUUGCUGGCCUUGUGCCAAUAUUUGAAACCAAUAUUUGGCUGCAAAUUAGCGAGUUUUUAGGCUUAAAUUACUGCACUCUUCCACAUUCAGCUCGUUAAUAAUUCAACGGCCCUUAAUGCUCAAAAUUGUUUCAGACAUUUAUCGACCUCUUGGAUGGCCAUGUAGAUCUCCCUCAUCCUCAUAGGGAUCUAUAUUAACCGCCUUGCCAAUCCUUGGCCUAAAGUAGUGGUUCCCAAACUUUUUCGGGCUGCUGCCCCCUUGACACCCAGACCACAUUCCUAUCACCUCCGCCCCAACUAACCAUCACAAACAUCAUGAUGAUGAAUGCAAAGGCACAUGGCCUAACGAUUAAGGUACUGCAUUUAUAAUUGUCAAGACAGUGGUUUCAAUUCCCAGUGCAACAGAGCGUGCAUUGUGUUCUUGAGCAAAACAAUUUCAUGUUGCUCAGUCCACUCAGCUGUAAAUGACUUUCAGGGUAGGGGAAUCUUGUAGUCUCAGUCACUUAUUUACAAUGCAAAUUGGUUUAUACUCCAGCCUUAUGAAUCCUAGAGCUCAUCACACUUAAGUCUAUGUUUAUCAUCCAAGGGAAAUUUGGCUGCUAUUUCUAGCAGGUUAACAGACUGUUUAGAAGCAACCCCCACCCCUGAUAGUUCACACUUGUGCUGCUAUUUACCUUGAAGGUAGAGAGGGAAUGAUUGAAUGGUCAAGAGCUGUGGUUCCCAAACUUUUCCAGGCUGCUACCUCCUUCACACCCAGGCCACAUUCCUAGCACCCCCCGCCCCAAUUAACCAUCACAAACAUAGACCUUUUUCUGAAGCAAAUUCUAUUUAACAAACAAAACUUAACCUAAUGGACCCCAUUAUUUUGUUGUUUUAUACUUGAAUCGCUGCCCCAUUAUCGCCCCACAUGGAAUUUUCCACCGCCGAGGGGGGCAAUACUGCCCACUUUGGGAACCACUAGUCUAAAGGAAGGGGAUGUUCUUUGAUAACAAACAUCAACAGCAUUAAGAUCGUUCCAUUCGGUUCUGCCAGAAACAUAUUGAGAAUGAAGAUAUUUUAUUUUAUGAAAAAAUAAAAUUGACAUAAAAAGGA
Messenger RNA from Octopus sinensis (East Asian common octopus), 2789 nucleotides. RefSeq names its product spliceosome-associated protein CWC15 homolog. Gene Ontology annotation, molecular function: RNA binding. Lineage: Eukaryota; Metazoa; Mollusca; Cephalopoda; Octopoda; Octopodidae. The transcript is spliced from 8 exons. The record is from RefSeq and is a predicted model, not a curated record. The coding region runs from base 116 to 772 and encodes 218 amino acids. Gene Ontology annotation, biological process: mRNA cis splicing, via spliceosome. Gene Ontology annotation, cellular component: catalytic step 2 spliceosome.